This is a messenger RNA of Rana temporaria (common frog), 3405 nucleotides long. RefSeq names its product frizzled class receptor 6 (gene FZD6). Gene Ontology annotation, cellular component: plasma membrane. NCBI's taxonomy places the organism in Eukaryota, Metazoa, Chordata, Amphibia, Anura, Ranidae. Bases 716 to 2821 code for a protein of 701 amino acids. The record is from RefSeq and is a predicted model, not a curated record. Gene Ontology annotation, molecular function: Wnt receptor activity; Wnt-protein binding. Gene Ontology annotation, biological process: non-canonical Wnt signaling pathway; canonical Wnt signaling pathway. The transcript is spliced from 7 exons.
AGGUGCACUUUGUUACAAAAACGGUUUACUUAUCAAGGUAGAGGUUGAUUUUUUUUUUUUUCCUGUUUGCUUUGUGAAACGAAAAAUCCAUUGAGUGUAAACAUUUGCUCUUCUCUGGUGUUCUAACAGGUGUGUACGUGUGUGGCCGCUCACCCAAACCCGUCACACUAAAAGUGUCAAAGCCGAGGCUGACAAAUUCCUAACCCAUUUCUUUUUAUAAGACGUUAAGUAAAAGUGAUCCUGUCUAAUAUACUGAUAAGUCCUGUUAGGCACGAGUUAGAAAAAAACAAAUAUGCCCUGACAAGCACGCAUCGAAGGCUUCUACACUCCCUAUAGGAUCCUGGUAAAAAUUGGUGUGAAAUUUCGACACAGACUGUCAGAAGGGAUUGUGCGGAGAAACACCUUCCCUUGCCUUCAGGGGAGUAACUUACACAUAAUCCUGCCUGACGCUUCUCUACAUAUGAGGGAGAAGGGAGAACAAUCCUAAACCAGUUUGGUUAUGCAGACCGGCUGCCGGUAAAGGGACACUGGAUGCCCAUGGAAAAUAAUUCCUGUAUAAUUCCACUGCCUGGUAUUGAAUUGCCGCCUGGGAAUGCUGGAUGUCGAAGUAAAUGGUCGUUUCUCCGCUCCUAACUCUAUUCCAUUCACAAUACCAAUGAAGCCGUAACCAGCCCAGACUUCACCUUAUACAAUAUCUGCAGACGUCGGUGCAAAGAUGUGGCGUUGUGGGAUCUUUAUUUUAAGCACUUUACUGCUGCCUGUUGUAUGUGGGCACAGUGCAUUCACCUGUGAACCAAUCGCAGUGCCCAGAUGUAUUGGAAUGAGCUACAAUAUGACCUUUUUCCCAAACUUUCUGGGCCACUAUGACCAAAGGAUCGCCGCUGCUCAAAUGGAGCCUUUUUUCCCUCUGCUGAAUCUUCGGUGUUCCUCUGAAGUUCAGGAUUUUAUGUGUAUGGCCUUCUUCCCAGCCUGUACCGAACCCAGAAACAUUUUGCUGCCCUGCAAGGAGAUGUGCAAGACUGUCUACUCUGAAUGCAAGCCUCUCAUUGAUACCUUUGGCAUAACCUGGCCUGAAGAAUUGGAAUGUGAUAGGCUGGAAGACUGCUCAGCAUCAAAAGCCUCGGAAAAGGAGAAUUCACAAGGCACAAGCAAGCCCGUAGUCACUGUUAAAAGAGAUUAUGGAUUUUGGUGCCCACGCCACCUUAAAACCUCCCAAGCAGCAGGAUAUAAAUUUUUGGGAGUGGAUCACUGUUCGCCACCUUGCCCCAACAUGUACUUCAAAAAAGAAGACUUGGAUUUUGCCAAAAACUUUAUUGGCAUAAUUUCUAUAAUUUGCCUCUGUGCCACACUCUUCACGUUCCUUACCUUCCUGAUAGAUGUGAAAAGGUUUCGGUACCCCGAGAGGCCAAUCAUUUUCUAUUCAGUUUGUUACAGCAUUGUUUCACUUAUAUACUUUAUUGGGUUUCUCAUGGGGAACUCUGUGUCCUGUCAUGAGCCAAGUGAAAACCUAUCAGGAACCGUGGUCCUUGGUUCUCAGAACAAAGCUUGCACUGUCAUUUUUAUGCUCCUUUAUUUCUGUACCAUGGCUGGGACCAUAUGGUGGGUCAUGCUUACCAUAACGUGGUACUUGGCUGCAGGUCAGAAGUGGAGCUCUGAAGCCAUAGAGCAGAAGUCCAUGUGGUUCCAUACCGUGGCUUGGGGCAUUCCUGGAAUACUUACCGUCAUCCUUCUAGCUAUGAACAAAGUAGAAGGAGACAAUAUAAGUGGAGUCUGUUUUGUUGGACUUUAUGACCAAAAUGUGUCCACGUAUUUUGUAUUGUUACCACUGUGCUUCAGUGUUUUUAUUGGACUUUCCCUACUCUUGGCUGGGAUUAUCUCUCUAAACAACGUCCGUCAAGUCAUCCAGCAUGACGAAAGGAACCAAAAGAAAUUGAAAAAGUUUAUGAUCCGUAUUGGAGUUUUCAGCGGCACUUAUCUUGUCCCCCUGGGAAUACUGCUGGUGUGUUAUGUCUAUGAACAGUUGUCAAGGUCCACAUGGGAAUUGACGUGGGUAGCUGACCACUGCCAGCAGUUUCAUAUUCCAUGCCCGUAUCAGCUAAAGAACAUGGCCAGACCAAACCUGGGGUUGUUUCUAACGAAGUACGUGAUGACGUUAAUUGUUGGGAUUUCUGCUAUCUUCUGGGUUGGAAGUAAAAAGACCUGCUCUGAGUGGGCCAAUUUUUUCAACCGGAGUCACAAAAAAGACCCGGUCGCAGAGAGCCGAAGAGUCCUGCAAGAGUCCUGUGAAUUCUUUAUCAAACAGAACUCCAACCAGAAGCACAAGAAGAAACAUCACCGGUCCAGCUCCCACAACUUGAAAGUCCUCUCCAAAUCCAUGGGAACCAGCACUGGAGCCAAAUCCAACCAUGGCGUGUCAGCCAUGGCAAUCACCAGCCAUGAUUUCCUCGACAAGGAGACAACAAUGGAUGUCAGGAGUACAGGGGACCUGUCGCCAAGAGAAGACAAAGAGUCGAGUAGCGUUAUCCUGAAAAGAAGGGCGGACCACUCGGCAGAAGAGACAGCACUGACUUUGCUUGAGAACUGUGAGCCCCCAACACAGUCUGAGGAGCACAAAGACGUACCUAGCACAGUGAGAGGCAAUGGCUUAACUGGAAGUGUACACAGACUCAUCGAGGGCAGUUCACACAUUGAAAAAGACUUCACUGAACCAGCCCCCUAUCCAGACCGAGGAUCUCCUCACUCCAUCCCGGAUACCAGUCUCUCCAAUCUUCCGGAGCCCCUUCUCAAAGACGAGCUUGGCCAAAAUGGACCGACAGCAUGAAAUAAACUUGGACUUCUGAAUUAAUAAUAUUGCAGCCGGUGUUGCCGGCGAGUCAGGACUUUUUUUAUAAAGCCUUUUUUUUGCACUUAAUAACCAAAGUUGGAUACCACUGAGAGAAAUUUAAAGGAUCGGUCCACCCAAAAUAGAUCUUUCUAGUUUGGAAGGAAGCUCAUGGGGUGUAGUGGCCAGACACAUUCCUGUAUCUUUGUACAACUUUAAUGGAGAGAUCGCUGCCGCUGCAUAUUCUUUAAAACUCACCUGUCACAAUGGCUUCCAGUGUUGUGUUCCUGCUUGACCUUUGAUCGGUUUCUGCAGAUUUUUAAUGUUUAGAAUGUAUUUUUUUGCAGCAUGUCCGCACGUGUGACAGUGUUUGGAUUGCGCAAAUAAGGCAGAAAUGAUGCAUUUUCUAAACUUGCAUUGGGCCAACUUGGUUAUAUGUACCGUAAUUGUCCAUGUGUCACAUCUGGAGGGAUGCUAGGGAUGAUGAAAUUCACUUUAGUAGUCUGUGCUACAUACAGUCCAUGUUCCUCUUCUGGGUUUUGGAGUGACGCAUGCGAGGGAUGGGAGCGGACGGACUGAUCCGG